AUGGAAAUCUACAUUUGGAGAGGACUUUUUGUCAACAGAAUCAUGUUGGUGGUGACAUUGCUGCUUAUAAUGCUGUGUCAUACUGUAUGCAAGACUCAUUCUAUUAAUUGUUCCAUAUAUGAUGAUCCCCAUCCUAUUCCCCAUGAAUUUUACCAGUCAGGAGAUUUUGUGAUUGGGGGAAUUGUUUCUCAAGUCUAUUUCCUUUAUAACAACCUCUCCUUCUUGGAACAGCCAGCACAGGCCUUGAUUGAGGAAUCCAUUUCAGUGCCUAAGAACUACCAGCACAUUCUGGCUUUAGCAUUUGCUGUCAAAGAGAUCAAUGAGAAUCCUAGCAUUUUAUCAAAUGCCUCCAUGGGCUUCUAUAUCCUCAAUAGCUACUUCACCGCAAGAAUGACUUAUAAAGCUAGCCUUAGCCUGCUUUCCAAACAGAAGUUUGUCCCCAACUUCUCUUGUAUUGGCCAGAACAAGCUGAUAGCUUUAAUUGGAGGAUCUGUCUCUGAAAUCUCUGCCAAUAUGGCCGUUAUUUCAGCAAUCCACAAGAUUCCACAGGUGCAUCACUUUCUAGGUAACACCAUAUUCAAUAACAGUGCUGGAGACAUUGUGUACUUUGAUGUAAAUGGAGAAUUAGUGGCCAGUUUUGAUGUCACAAACUGGAUGAUGUUUCCCAAUGGCUCGGUGGCUAGAGUAAAAGUUGGAAGACUGGAACCCCAGGCUCCUCCAGGCAAAGAGUUAACCAUUCAUGAUGACCAGAUUGUCUGGCACCAAAGCUUUAAUCAGGUGCUGCCAAUUUCUGUGUGCAAUGACAAUUGCUAUCCUGGCUACAGCAGGAAGAAGAAAGAAGGAGAGAGAUUUUGUUGCUAUGACUGUGCUCGUUGUCCGGAAGGGAAGAUCUCACACCAGAAGGACAUGGAUGCCUGCAUCGGUUGUCCAGAAGACCAGUAUCCCAACAACAACCAAAUUGAAUGCAUCCCCAAGAUUCUAGUUUACCUUUCUUAUAAAGAAACUUUAGGGAAUAUUUUAGCUACCACUGCUAUUUCUUUCUCUUUGAUCACAAGUUUAGUUCUUGGAAUUUUUAUGAAGCACAAAGACACUCCCAUAGUCAAAGCCAACAACGCAACCCUUACCAGCAUCCUCCUCAUCUCCCUCCUCCUUUGCUUCCUCUGCUCCUUACUUUUCAUUGGACAACCUGGAAAGAUCAUCUGCCUUUUUCGACAAAUUACUUUUGGCAUCAUCUUUUCUGUGGCUCUUUCAUCUGUGUUGGCAAAAACCCUCACUGUGGUCCUGGCAUUCAUGGCAACCAAGCCAGGGGCCAAGAUGAGGAAAUGUGUGGGGAAAGGGCUGGCAAAUUCUAUGGUCCUUUCCUGCUCCUUCAUUCAAGCUGGCAUUUGUGCUCUUUGGUUAUUUACUUCUCCUCCGUUCCCAGAUAGAGACAUGCACUCAGUGCAUGGAGAGAUAAUACUAGAAUGUAAUGAAGGUUCAGCUACCAUGUUCUACUGUGUCUUGGGCUAUAUAGGCUUCCUAGCCUUUGCCAGCUUCAUUGUAGCUUUCCUAGCCAGGAAGUUGCCUGACAGUUUCAAUGAGGCCAAAUUUAUCACUUUCAGCAUGUUGGUGUUUUGCAGUGUUUGGUUGACUUUUAUUCCAACCUACUUCAGCACCAAGGGAAAAUACAUGGUGGCUGUGGAAAUCUUCUCCAUCUUGUCCUCUGGUGCUGGAUUACUGGGUUGCAUAUUUUCCCCUAAAUGCUACAUCAUUGUGCUGAGGCCCGAGCUGAACAGCAGGGAACAGCUAAUAAGGAGAAAAAAAUGAGACAAUAUAAAAGCAUGUCUUUACGGUACACUGUAAUCUAUA
Podarcis muralis (Common wall lizard) is the source of this 1848-nucleotide messenger RNA. Lineage: Eukaryota; Metazoa; Chordata; Lepidosauria; Squamata; Lacertidae. The record is from RefSeq and is a predicted model, not a curated record.